Molecule: messenger RNA, 1549 nt
Organism: Sycon ciliatum
Lineage: Eukaryota; Metazoa; Porifera; Calcarea; Leucosolenida; Sycettidae
Product: E3 ubiquitin-protein ligase TRIM45-like
Exons: 1
Biological process (GO): protein monoubiquitination
Molecular function (GO): ubiquitin protein ligase activity; zinc ion binding
Source: RefSeq, a predicted model, not a curated record
CUCUGUGUUCACCGCCUGGUGCGAGUGUUAUUUUUUUCUCGAGAUUCCUCGUGCUGCAUUUGUGAUCCCAGAGAGGUUCCAGUAUCCCUUUGCCAGCUUGAUUGUUGAGAAAACAAUUAGUGAGAAGCUGAAUGUGUUGGACUAGAGGAUAAUAAUUCCUGCUUGAGACAUGCCUCCUGUGAGCUGUGUAGCAUGUGGCUGUGAAAACAAGAGGAUUAAACUGGUCCAGUGCCUCCACUCUCUGUGCAUGUCAUGCCUUGAGCAGAAUGUUGAUGAAGAUGGCUCCGUUACGUGUCCGAAGUGUAGGGCUUCAACACCAUGGCAGCAGGUUGGAUGCUCCCCCAUGCUGUCUUUGCCAGAUAGCUAUGCCAAUGUAGAGGGUAGUGGUACAGAGCAGAAGUCUGCAGUGUCGUGUGAUGAAUGUAUGGAUGUAAAAGUGGCUGUUUCGCGCUGUGCAACAUGCCGCAGUCAUCUGUGCAGUUUUCACACUGAAGGACACAAGAUCUCCCGAGCUACACAUGAUCAUGAGGUACUUGCAUUGACUGAAGCAGGCACUGAGACUGCUGAGACCGCUACUGCUGCUUCAGCUACGCAAUCACAACAUCGCUGUGCACUGCACCCAAGCAGCAUCCUGACCAAGUUCUGCACAAAGUGUAAGAAGCUGUUAUGUGAGCGAUGCAUUGGUACUGGAAAACAUGAGCCACACAAACAAGAUCUUGUGUCUAUCAAUGCUGCAGCAGAGAAGAUGAGAGCGUCAGUGAAUGAUUUGUUGUUGAGCUGUGUGUCUGAGAGAGAUGGCAUUCUGGAGAGCUCCAUUGAGAAAGUACAGUCCUCCAUUCGUAACCUUCAUGAUCAGAUAGAGCUUGCAUCAGAAGAGGCCGUGCUAUUUUUCCGUUCUCUGGUAGAAACUAUUCAGAAACGAGAAACCAGUGUUCUGAAUGAACUUGAUGAUCUUCGAAGUCAGGCACUGGGACCUCUGGAGAAGCAACUCGCUAGGCUGCAGGGCAGUGUGUCGCAAACGGAGGUGGUGAGAGGCAUGCUGGAUGCUUGCCAGGACAGUGUGGAUUUUGUGCGCAUGUCGUCUUGGCUAGUGACAGCCUUGAACAGUGCAGCGGCGGUUGGCAAGAGUAAUGCUGAGCCAUGUGUUGUGAGCGGCAUCGUCUUUGCGGCAAGCGACACACGUGAUCUUGUGGCUGCCAUCAGCAAAGCUGGUCUUUGUGUUGACGCAGCAAAGAACAAAGUGCGUUGCUCAGGCAAUCGUAAGAUGGGCAGUGAUGUUGAGAUCGACAUAGAGAUGGAGCACCUUUCCGAUGCUGCUACUAUCAGCCAAGACCAGCUGAGGAAGAUCGAUGUAGGAGUUUGUGUGACAAAUCCGGACGGCAAGACAGUCCAGUGCGAGCCCCUACAGCAAUCAUCUACUGGACAUCUGGUGACUAAAUGCCGUCCUGCUGCAGCCGGCGAAUACGCUGUUACCACUACGAUUGCAGGUGUUCCUCUGAAAGGUAGUGGAGUGAAGUUCAGUGUUGUUCCACCAGCACCUGCUCAGCCG